AUGGAGACACGAACUAGCCACAGGUGGCUGCACGUCUCCAUCCUCAUUCUCUUACCACUUGUUCUUUCGUUAUUUGUCUAUCACUUUUCUUUCAACGUCAAUCACUUCUCCGCCGCACCCUAUGACUUUGGAUCACUAACUUCCUUUUUUCCUUUGGAGGACGGUCAUCCAGCGGGGAACGCCAGUACUCUCCUAGCCAGAGAAGACGAUCCUUAUGCUUGCAACGCAACGAAACCCUGCUCCAACGGCGCUUGCUGUGGAAAGUCCGGUGUAUGUGGAUUUGGUCCAACCUACUGUGGAAAGGGAUGCACGUCAAACUGCACUGCCAAGGCAGAAUGUGGCAGAUACGCGAACAAGGGCGAUGAAAAGUGCCCUCUCAAUGUGUGCUGCAGCGAGUUUGGCUUUUGCGGUACUACCAAAGACUUUUGUACUGGCAAAUGCCAGAGUAACUGCGGUACACCCAGUGUCCCCGCAGGAAAAAGCACUCGUCCAGUCCGUGAAAAGGUCAUCGCAUACUAUGAAGCUUGGAGCGCUAGGAGAAAAUGCCACAGCUUCCAACCCUCCCAGAUCCCCAUCAAAUCGGUUACUCACGUCAACUUUGCUUUUGCCUAUAUCGAUCCCGAGACCUUCCAGAUCACAACAAUGGACUCUCAAACACCAGAGAGCCUUUUUUCAACCAUCACGUCUAUCAAGUCUAUGAAGUCUGGCCUCGGUGACCCCGUUGAGGUUUGGGUUGCCAUUGGUGGUUGGACGUUUUCCAAUAACCACACAGAUACACAGCCUGUCUUUACUGAUAUUUCGAAGAAUAAGGAAAAUCGUCAGAAGUUCGCCAACAAUGCGGUUUCUUUCAUGAUGACCUAUGGUUUUGAUGGUAUUGACAUUGACUGGGAAUACCCUGGCGCCACUGAUCGAGGAGGCAAGAAAGAACAAGACACGAAAAGCUUCGUCCAGCUCAUUAAGACCUUACGAAAGACCUUUGACGAUAGUCCACGAGGCGGAUACGGUCUGUCAUUUACCAUUCCUUCAAGCUACUGGUACCUUCGCUGGUUCGACGUGCCUGCCAUGCUGAAAGCUGGAGCAUCGUGGGUGAACUUGAUGUCGUAUGACUUGCAUGGUGUAUGGGAUGAGAAUAGUGUUAUUGGAAGUCAGGUCCAGGCACACACUAAUCUCACAGAAAUCAAGCAGAGCGUUGAGCUCCUGUGGCGCAACAACGUCCCUCCUGGAAAGGUCAUCCUCGGAACUGGCUUCUACGGUCGUUCAUUCCAGCUAUCAAACCCAUCUUGCAACACGCCCGGAUGUAAGUUUGCGGGUGCUGCAGACAAAGGCCCGUGUACGAACGAGGGGGGCAUCCUUGGCUAUUUUGAAAUCCAAGACAUCCUGGCGAAACACAAGGUCAACAAGAUCCAUGACAAAGAAGCCGCAGUCAACUACUUCACUUACAACAAGGACCAGUGGGUCUCUUAUGAUGAUAAGACUACUUUCGAGCAAAAGGUCAAAUGGGCCGACUCAAUCGGAUUGGGCGGUUUGAUGAUCUGGGCCGUUGACCUCGACGACAGUGACUUUACAGCGCUUUCUGGACUGAUUGGCAAGAGCGUUCAAAAGGGUGUGAACAAACUGCCGUCUAUUUCUGAACGAGACGGCAAAAGCUGGUCUUCAGAAACCGGCCAGGAUUGUUGGGUGACAGAUUGUGGCACCCACUGCCCUCUCACCGACGUCACCCUCAAAACGUAUGAUUCCACCUGCGGCAAGGAUGAGACAAGAAGCGUAUGCUGUCCCCGUGAUCGAGCACCUGAGGAAUGCACCUGGCGCGGUGGUGAGAGUGGAAACGCCUGUCACGGACAAUGUCAUGCAGGAGAGUUGAUCAUGACCUUUGAUCGCAACGGAGACAAAUGGUGCUCUUCCGGCGAGCAAGUUCUAUGCUGUACCUCUGACCGGUUCGAGGCUUUGCUUGAUGGCUGCGAGCUUGGUGACUGCGGUGGUGACUGUCCCUCUGGCACCCACAAUGUCGCCAAACAGACUUGUGGUGGAACAUUUUCUACAAAGAAGGCUCCCUGGUGUUGCAAGAAGAAACUUGAAAGCUGUCACUGGGUUGGCAAGGGCGGAUGCGACCAAAAUAACUGCGCCGGCAACGAUGUGAUGCUCUCUAGGAACAAACGAGGUGAUGGGAAAUGGGGAUGCAAUAUCGGCGGUCGACAGAAGAGUCUCUGCUGCAAUGCUCCAAGCGGCGUCCUGCCAUACACACCUGUACCUCUCGAGUCCAUUUUCCCAGAGGUUCCACCCGAGGAUUCCAGCGUCAAGUAUGAUCUGCAAGUUCUUGGAGGUUUCGCCGGUAGCGGUGCUGAGACUACGCACGAGAACAUCAACAACGAUCCAGCUUUUGCGCCGUUUGGCUUUGUUCUGAUCGCAGGGCCUAAAGAUGCGGUCUCCUCCAUCUCCAAGCGUGACGACUCUCACAUAGAGGUUGUCGACUGCUCUGGCAUCACCUUGUCAGGAAGUCAAUCUGUGCGGAUAUUCUGCUCAAACGACAGCAACGAGAGCAACUGUGACGAUAUGCUUGAGGGUGGACUGGAGGGGACGGUCCUUCGGAUGCCAGACAAUUGUGGUCCAGCGACAUACGUUAUUGCACAAUCUCUGAAAGUUUCAGAAGACCAAUCUCUUCCUGUUCACCUUGCCAAGAGAAAACCCGAUGACCGGGAGGUGCUAGACCUCAUAUUCCAUUACGACUUCAAGCGAGUCAAGCGGUCAGACGAGAAGAUCUACAUGCGAGUAGACUGGUCGAACGUUGCCGGUUAUUGGGACGAGAUCGUUGCGGCCAGUCCAGACGAGAACAGCAAGCGUUCCUUGGACCCUCGUCACCUUGGUCAACGGGGUCUUGACAAGCGCUUCUUCUCGGAUGAUAGCGCCGAGUGGUCAAGGAAGUUCGAGAAGUUACGAGACACACGUUUCUGGACUGAUUUCUCUUCGCCCGCGACAACAGUCCUUAUUAACGAUAAGGUCAAGUGUGAUGACGGCGGCUUCCUGCAGAUCGAAGCGAAGACCAAUAGCGAAGUCUACGCCAAGUUCGGGUUUACCAUGAUUGGCACGCUCUAUCCUUUCAACUUUGACAGUGUCUACGGUUUCCUCGACACCUGGUAUGACAUUGAUGUCGAAGUAAGCGUCACCGGCUUAUCAGGGCUGGACAUCAAUCAGCAACCGAAAACAGGAAAGGAUACAGAGAAACAGGACAUGGCGUACAUGCAACCUGGCCUCGUGAACCUGGUUCCCAACUUCAACAUCUAUUUCGGCCUUGAAGCCGAUGAUGCCGAAUUUACUGCGGACUUCAAAACCGAGUUCAGCAUCAAGUCAGAUCCAGACAGCAACAGAGGAUGGGUCCGACGUACCUUUCCUUCGACAGUUGGCAAGUCCUCGGGAGCAGCACUUCUGGACAGCACUCAUUUCCAAGGCGGACUCAAGACUACCAAGGGAUCUGCUGAGAUCUCAAUCAGGCCUCAGUUCAACAUUGGCCUGGAAGUCGAGGCCACUGGCGCGAGCGACUUGAAGCGAGACGUCGCUAACCUCGAACCUCGGCAAGGCGUCUCGGGCGCUAAGUACGACAUCUCACUCUACUUGCCAGUGGCACUCAUCCUCCAAGCCAAGGGUCUGUACAAGGAGAACAAGGGUCUCCAUUACGGCAUGUACGCGACUGCUGGCGAUGCAUUCGGCAACUGGGGUUCGGAGCCAACAAAUGGUGAACUGAUGGGUAAAGCCUCGAACCCUACUUUGGUUCACCGAGUAGACGAAAGCCCAAGAACACCAAGCUCUAUAGACUCAAGUGAGCAGGGACUGUUUAGUCCAAAGAGUCUCACUUGUCCCAAGGAGAGCAACACGUGCCCGGAUUUCGACUGUGACGUCGACCUUUGUGCCACAGGGGACUAUGGAUGCAACGAAGAGACCUUUAGCAGCCGGCCACGAUCUCAGGGUUCAGCAAGCCGCAAACGUUCACUCGAAAUUUCUAACAAGCGGUCACAGCAUGUCCACCUCCAUCAACGUCAUUCGAGAUCGCAUGUUCGCCAUGAGCCGGUUGACCUUGAAAACGUUGGCCACGGGUAUAUGGAACGGAAGGAGGAGAGCCAUACCCUGGACGAGCUCGACAACAGUGAUGCCCCUCCACAUCUCUUUCCGAGAAACAAGGAACGUGAUGGAGUGUGUCUGAACAAGGAGACCGGGAAAGAGAAGCGUGCAUCAUACCGUUCUCUUGAUUGGCCGAAAGGUGAAGACUUCCCAUAUGAUGACGAGCGCUGGGAAAAAGCCUACAAUACCGUCCCUCACAAGACGUGUACCGAAGGAAAGGUGUCCGAAGUUACAAUUGCAGAUGCCGAUGAUGUGACGAAAGGUGUAGACCCUGAAUACUGUGUCGAGCACAUCGUGGAGCUCCAAACUAUGGGUCUGUUCUUGAAGGACGUUCGAUUCAAUACCCUACCAGGUGGCAUAAAUUCGAACCUUCCGCAGAUAUAUUGCGACUUUAUUCUGUCUCUGAAGAAAGAGGUUCUUGACAACGUGCCGGAACUUGAAGGACUAGCCAAGGAGGAUAACUACGUGCCCAUGCACCGCAUCAUGUGGGCUCACGGGACUCCUGACAACCACAAGCGCUUUGUUUUUCUUCAAGCCGGAAUCAACGGGGUUAAAGCGAGUUACUGGGCAGGAACUCUUACCAGAAUAGCCGCAAAGAUGAUCGAAGCCGAGACGGACAAGGCAUUGAUGAAGAUUCGACAUACACUGAACGUAUUCUCUUAUCUUUCCAACACGAUCGUUAACACAAACUUUGCCGAGAUCUGCAACUCGAUCCGCACGGAGUUUGGCCGAGCAGAAGCAGCCUGGGUCAAAAAAGGUAACAAGGCCAGCGGUAUCGUUAGGUACUGGGAUGCUUGGAUUCGCAGCCACCAGAGGGCAAUGGCUGCCAGAGCCAUCGAGUUCAUCGACGAUCAGGUUGAUACCCUCGAGCAAUUCUGGUACGAGAAGUUGGUGUCGAAUGAUGAUUGCGACAGAAAGAGGGCUGCCGAUGUUUUGCAGAAGGUCUCGACGCUGAAACGCCAAAAGCCUCUGGUGGCCGUCGAUCUAAGCAGAUUGGACUAA
Fusarium coffeatum is the source of this 5112-nucleotide messenger RNA. RefSeq lists its product as uncharacterized. The transcript has 16 exons. The record is from RefSeq and is a predicted model, not a curated record. Gene Ontology annotation, molecular function: chitin binding; hydrolase activity, hydrolyzing O-glycosyl compounds. Gene Ontology annotation, biological process: carbohydrate metabolic process. Lineage: Eukaryota; Fungi; Ascomycota; Sordariomycetes; Hypocreales; Nectriaceae. The coding region runs from base 1 to 5112 and encodes 1703 amino acids.